Messenger RNA from Amoebophrya sp. A25, 522 nucleotides. The record is from the annotation of a GenBank genome assembly. Lineage: Eukaryota; Dinophyceae; Syndiniales; Amoebophryaceae.
GGUCUGACCAGUUUAUCGACUAUGACCGUGAAGCCGUUUGUCUGGCUGGCGUUGUCUGCCUGAAAGAGGGAGAUUUGUCGCUGUCUAUCAUGGACGACUUGGUUCCCUACUACCGAGCAAAGUGCAUAAAGACAGAGAUUCUUCCCAUAAGCAGCCGCGCCUUGCACGAUUCCAGUUUUCUGCAUGGUGCAGAGGUGAAAGAGAACCACGACGACUCUUCAGGCAACACGGUCAAGGUCGUUCGGAAAAGCCGAGGCCUACAAAUGUUAGAGGAGAAGCAAGCGCAGGUCGUAGCAGAGGCCUUUGACAUCGCAAUGCGGUAUUACAAGGACAAGGAGCUUUUUUACCGGGAAUUCUUUAGCGACCCGGAUCGUCGAGUCUACAAACAAUUAGGCAUUCCGAAUGACCACGAGGGGUCGUAUCAGAAACGGAAGGAGAUAGACGCAGGAGUGCUUGGAACUGUUGGAGGUGGCGCUGCUAGGAGAAGGAGUAGUAGUCAUGGACAACAGAGGAGUUCAAGCC